AUGGGGGGAGGAGUCGACGAAUCAGACGCAGACGUGUCGCAGGACUCCUCUGCCUUGCAGUCGGCUAUUGCCACGUUUAUGCGCGACGCAACUGCCUGGCCGAUGGUAUAUGUGACGCCUCACUCACUUGCAGAAGAGUUGAGGAAGCUACCAAGCAGUCAAUCAUCUCGUCUUUGUCUAUCAACAGGAAAGUACGGCCACGGAGUCAUAGAGAACACAGCUUCAUGCCUCAUACUUAGUGCAUCUUUUGCUAAUGAUGAGACUGAGGUGGUGGAAGACCCUGAAAAAGAGUAUAGUUUGAAUAGGAGAGAAAGAGGGUCGGCGAUGGCGACCUUGCAACAACCAAUUCGAAUCAACUCCAGUGCACCCCUUGCAUUUCAUGGUGUUUGGUUUGCAAACCGCGUGGAGGUUGCGGGAAGGGGCCCUGUUUUAUUUUCCCAGUGCCGUUUCGGAGCCUCAGUAACGUGCCAAGAUGUUAGAAUACCGCCACCUUCGCCUUUUGCUAGUGUGCACCUUGCAAUGGAGGGUGUAUGUACCUUUUCCGAAUGUGACUUUGACCACGAUUGUGGAGCAGCAGGGAUGGCUGGAAGUAAUGAAGUACCUGCCAUGACAGCCCGUGGAUGCACAAGUCUGACAAUCUUUAACAGUAGCUUUUCAGGUCCUGGUGUGGUAUCUACUGCCCUAGCACUUCUUGAUGGAGCAACACUGGAGGCAAAUUACAUGACUAUUGCCCGAUGCGGUGGUUAUAGUCUCGUCGUGGGAGACAGGAGCAGCGCAGUGGUUAUCCGAAGUGUCUUUGACCAAAAUCAGAGGGGUGUUUGGGUUAAAGGAAGGGGAAACCUAGAAAUCAGAGAUUCGAGUGUGGAGAACACUUGUCAUAAGCAAAGUAGCCUCCUCCUUACGGAGAAUGCUCGCUGUUCUGCCCAUGAAUGCGUCUUUGAAGCCUCAGAUGCUGGGCUAAAUUCAUCUGGCAAGGCUAUUGUGGUGGCUCGUGAUCAAGCACAGUUGUCGCUGAGUGCGUGUGACCUAUUUUGGGGAGAGAGCGGCGCUCAUUCUAGUAAAGGACCUGAAAAAGAGGGACAUCGCGAGGAGUUUCAGAGUAAUCCUACUACAGAUCCCGAUCGUAGCCAGGUGGAGGAUUUUGGGCUCUGCCACGUAGUACUGCGAGAAAACAGCGAAGCAACACUCACUCAAUGCCUUCUUCGGUUGCCCUUAUUUGAAGGGCGUUCUAAUCAGUGUGCUGCCGUUGGUGUCUUAUUGCGUGGGGCUCUUCGUAUUGACUCCCUUCCAUUGUAUGCGGUGGAGAAUGUUGUUGUUUACGGAUAUCCCAUGGAUAGGGACACCAUGGCGCAAGGAGGGACCUUAAGAAACCACAGUGAUGCUUCUCGGCAUUUGUGGGGUCUCGUGUUGCCGAACUCUUCUUCGGCUGGCCGGGCAAGGGAGCUGGAACAGCUGACAAGAAUGUGGGUGGCCACUAAUCGCUUUAUUGAGUGCGAUGAAAGUCCACUGGCAGACGCAUCCCUCGCGUACAGUUCUUAUGAUUCAUACUGCAAGGCUCUCGGUCGGUGUCCUGUGGCGUCUGACAUGGAGGUAUCUGAUGAAAACGCCUCGCUCUGCUCUGCUUCCUCGGCGGGACAAACAGGGCGUCACCCUUCUGUCGCACGUUCCACGUUGGGAGGCGCACAUUCGGUCCAAGCGGGUACGUGCUCCACGCUCGAAUUAACACCAGGCUGUACACCACCGCGUUUGGAAGGUACGUGUCCGAGAAAAAGUGACGAUGAGGGCCCUGACACGGUUUCUGAAUCAGAUGCGAACAGCGGCGCCACAAGUCUUACUUCGUUCGGUGCUGACGAGACUAGUGAUGAUGAUGAUUAUGAUAAAGAUGAUGAUGGUGGUAAAAAUAAACAAGGUGAUAGACGCCGUGGGUAUAGGACUGCAGCAAAGACUAGACUACGUACGAAAGCCAAGAGUAAUAGCUCUUAUGCUGGUGCCCUCCAAACUACCGAAUCAUCCCCCCAAGUUGAAUCACUGCCACUCAAGAUGCACCGAGUGGAUUCUUCUACAACGCAGAGCAGUGAUACAUGGAAGGUCCCACCGACUCCGUCACUACAUCCAAAGGGAAAGGGAACUUCUCAGAAAACUAAUUCAACUGCAUCUACUGUCAGCAGUGUCUGUCCAUUGCCUUCGGUGGUGCCUGUAAGGGAUGAUAGCGACAGCAAGAAGGCCACGCCAGUCUCCGCAGGAAAGAUGUCACGCCCCGGCGUGCCUUCCAUCGCCAAACAGCGUGGUAUUUGCCGAGUUCAAACGGAGGAAGCCAAAGGUGUGUUUCAUGGUAGUCACACUAACCUGGAGACUCUGCUGCCUAACAGGCCGAGCACCACGCACGUCUUCCGCAGCUGCAGCGGCAGCAUCAACAGCAACAACAAUUCUACGUCAAAACUGCAAGGCCGAGCUCGACAGGGAACUACGAGGUCGGAUAGUCACCCCAACUCUGAUUUUUCUCCAUAUUGUCCAGGGGUGGCGGUUCGCCGAGGUUCCUCUUCUCUCAAUAUAAAGCCGUUGAGUGAUCGUGACCAUGACAGCAGCACUGACGGAUCCAAGGAUGUGUGGCCUUGGGAGGUGGCAGAGCUGCGAUGCCUACUGCGAAAGAAGCUUGGGCUGUACCCCAGUCUUGAGGAGUAUGAGCGGGCGUUCCAGAGUGUGGUGGAGGAUGAAACGGCGGAUAAUGAAGAACAUCAUUGCAGACGACGUGCAUCACCACGUCGUGUAGAUGUGGAGCCGCUUCUGACUGACAUUCAAGCACGGUACGGAGCACUUCUGCGCCGUGCGGAAAGAGCGCAAAGCUCCUCGGGUACAACUCCCAGGAGGCGUGCCCGGCGUGCGCUUGAUUCAUCACGGGAAGGAAUAGGAUGGGCCACAACGCGCUUGUACGAGGAGUUCUGGAACAAGUGGCAUAAAACACAUCUCUUUAGCGAACUGCUGGAUGAGUUGCGACGGGAUCAACGACGGCGUGAACGUCUUACACCUGACGAGAUGGAAAACCAGGCGCAGCGCAUGCAUACAACCGGGGCUAAAGAACGAAAACACGGUAGUGGGGGGCGGGUGGCUGGGGCAGCCCGUAACUACGCUUUUCAACAGAGGCAUUAUCAGAUGAAUCGGGAUGAAAAAAGACCCCAUACCGGUACGGAAAGACGUGGUUCUACCUCUGAUCUCCACCUGGAAAGUCGUGUGUGUGGCAAGAGCAACGGCGGCAGAGAGCAUAGGACACACAAAAGUACUGUGCACCGCGAGAGCAGUCGACCAAGAAAGCCACCACUCUACCCACCUGAACCUCCGCGAAUACCCGAGGGAAAUGGUAGGUUUGUGCGCGAAAAGCGCUCAGUUUCAUAA
Molecule: messenger RNA, 3390 nt
Organism: Trypanosoma grayi
Lineage: Eukaryota; Euglenozoa; Kinetoplastea; Trypanosomatida; Trypanosomatidae
Exons: 1
Coding region: 1-3390 (1129 amino acids)
Source: RefSeq, a predicted model, not a curated record